UAUUCAUUCGAUGGUUGAUAAAGCUAAAUCACUUGGAGAUACGCCAUCGUAUGAGGACUUAUACAUGUUUAGAAAGAUGGUGCGGGAUCAAAGUUCUGAUUGUUUGAGAUAUGUCCAUGAGGCCGACAGGAUUCAAGUAUCAGCCGAUUAUAGAAGAGAUGAGGUACAACCUGAUCAGUUACGUUCUCCUAUUCGUAGGCGAGGAAAAGACGGUGUUGCUGGAAGAAGAGAACGUGCUAUUGUGAGAAACCAAGUUCCUGAUUAAAUGAAUGAAAUGGAUGAAUCAAUGAAAAAUUCCCAAAUAGGUUUAGAAGAUGAUCAAACAACAACUAAUCAUGAUUUUGGUUCCACUUCAAUGGGUUGCACUCAGGAAUUCACUCAGGCAUCAGGUAUGACAUAUCAACAUACAGAGAUUGUGCCAUAUAUGACUCUACAGACUCCACAAAUAUCAAGGUAUCCAAGUCUUUUAUCACUUGAUAAUAUAUUUGGUGGUUAUCCGCCUCAACAUUUUAAGAGUGCCCCAAACUUUACCUCAUCACUUGUGCCAAUGUUUAUUGAUAUCCCAAAUGCCAUUAAUAAUUUGGAGAACUCGAACACUGAGAUGAAAGAUAAUGAGUUGGAUGAUACCAACAAUGAAGUGAAUGGUAAUGAUCCGAAGGAUACAAGUACAGGUUGUGAGAUGACUAUUCAGCAUGAUGAACUAUCAAAGAAAGAGAAGCGUAAAAUUAUUGCUAAGCUUUGUGGGACAGGGAGUCACUAUGCUUACCAGCAUGCCGAAAAGGAAAAAACAAAAAAGAAGAAAAGCAAAACAAAAAAAGGCAAAGAGUAAUGGAGUUAUGUUGGACUCUUCCUUCUUCCAUUCCCUUGUAUCUGAUCUAGUCAUCACUU
Molecule: messenger RNA, 888 nt
Organism: Capsicum annuum
Lineage: Eukaryota; Viridiplantae; Streptophyta; Magnoliopsida; Solanales; Solanaceae
Exons: 2
Coding region: 266-829 (187 amino acids)
Source: RefSeq, a predicted model, not a curated record